AUGGCACUCCUUCCGAAGACAGUAGUUAAGAUAGCUUAUAGAGAAACCAAAACAUAUGCCGACGAUCUCGAGGACGAUAUAUCGUUUAUACUAAGGGUCGGAAGAACCAAGCGCAUUUGUUCGCGGAGUGCUAGUGGUCGUGAAACCCCAGUUCAACAAACAACCAUUAGCAAGGAGAAUGCUAUAGAGCUCGAUUACAAGAUCGCACCUAAUUGCCUUGUCAACGAAGCAAGGUGUCGUGGACUGGUGGACCUUCUGUUGAAUCUUAGAAGGAAUCAAUUGUCUUCGACCCCCAAAGGCUACUCAGAGAUCUGCAGACUAAAGUAUCUCCAAGAGCUCGAUUUAGGCAGCAAUGCUUUGACAAGUAUGCCUUACUGUCUGAGUAACCUAACCCGUCUUCGAACUCUUGAUCUAUCAGGCAACCAAUUGAACGAAAACUUGUCUUCCUUUGUGUUUGGUCUACCACCAGCACUUGAGUACUUAUCACUUCUUGAUAAUAACUUCAAUGGUUCGUUCUCGUUCAAUUCACUGGCCAAUCACACAAGACUCACAGUUUUCAAAUUGUCAUCAAAAGUUGGUAUGAUCCAAGCUCAGAGUGAGAGCUCGUUGGUUCCACUGUUUCAGUUGAAGAUUCUAACAUUACAUAAUUUCAGUCUUGGCAACACAAUUCCUGGUUUUCUUGUUCAUCAACAUGACUUAAUCUUCAUUGAUAUUUCUUAUAGCCAGUUGACAGGAGCAUUUCCAGCUUGGCUUUUGCAGAAUAACGCAAGACUGCAGACUAUUUUACUGAAUAACAAUUUGUUGACAGAGCUUCAGCUACCAAAGCUGGUUCAUGGCUUACAAGUUCUCGAUAUCUCGAGUAAUAAGAUAUUCGAUUCCAUUCAAGAAGAUAUAGGGAUUUUCUUUCCACACCUGAGGUACAUGAACUUUUCUUCAAACUAUUUUCAUGGAACCAUUCCAUCUUCUAUGGGAAUGAUGAAAAGUCUACUAAUGUUGGACAUGUCAUUUAACGAUCUAUGGGGUCAACUACCUCAAACAUUUUUAAGUAGUUGCUACUCGUUGAAGUUUCUGAAGCUUUCCAACAACCAACUCAAGGGUGAGAUAUUUCCGGAGUAUGCAGAUCUUACUAGCUUAGCUUGGCUAGCUCUUGAUGGCAACAAUUUUAGUGAGAGUCUCGGAGAAGGUCUAUUGAAGUCAAAGAAUCUAACUCUUUUAGACAUAUCAGAUAAUAACGUUUCAGGCUCGCUCCCACUUUGGAUUGAUAGGAUGUCAAGCCUUGAGUAUCUAUACAUGAGGGGAAAUCAGCUCAACGGUCAUUUCCCUCGCCAGCUACAGAAUCUAAAGCUUAAGGUUAUAGACAUCUCACAUAAUAGCUUCUUUGGUUCUCUACCAAGAAAUGUUGAGUUUCCAAUUCUGAGAGAGUUAAGACUACAGAACAAUGAGUUUAUUGGCUCAAUUCCGGACGCUUUGUUCGAGGCUGAGCUACUGGAGGUGAUUGAUAUGCGGAACAACAAUUUUUCUGAUAUGGUUCUGAAUAAUGUUGCCAAGGCAUCUAAUUUAGGUGUUCUUCUUCUACGGAGUAACAGUUAUGAAAGUCACAUCCCUGAGAAACUAUGUCAGCUAAGUGAAGUUGGUAUCUUGGAUUUAUCUCAGAAUAAAUUCAAAGGUGUUAUACCAUCAUGUUUCAGUAAAAUGUCUUUUGGUGCAAAAAAGUAUGACAGCAACAUGUCAUUUGAUCCAGUGGAAGGCUUCUCACAAGUUUCAUUCUCGCAAAGUUGGAGUUAUACAUCAGCUAUCAACCUCGAUGAUGAUUUCGCGUAUGGUGCUCAACGGACACCAGCAAUCAUAGUGGAUUUUCUAACGAAAAGAAGAUAUGAAGCAUAUCAAGGUGAUAUUCUGCGUUACAUGUAUGGGUUGGAUUUGUCAAGCAACCAAUUAUCUGGUGAGAUUCCAGUUGAGAUUGGAAACCUUCAAAAUAUCGUAUCGUUGAAUUUGUCAAGCAACUACCUCACUGGCUCCAUACCAGAUAGCAUUUCGAAGCUGAAGGAUUUGGGGAGUCUUGAUUUGUCCAACAAUAAGCUAGAUGGAAACAGCAAUAAGCUAGAUGGAAACAGCCCCCCUGUGCUAGCCGACCUCAACAAUUUAGGAUUCUUCAAUUUCUCAUACAACAACUUGUCAGGUGAAAUCCCUAUCAAAGGCCAUCUUCUACAGAAAUCAAACUAG
Messenger RNA from Arabidopsis lyrata subsp. lyrata, 2223 nucleotides. Its product is annotated as LRR receptor-like serine/threonine-protein kinase FLS2. Lineage: Eukaryota; Viridiplantae; Streptophyta; Magnoliopsida; Brassicales; Brassicaceae. The record is from RefSeq and is a predicted model, not a curated record. Gene Ontology annotation, molecular function: protein binding.